This is a messenger RNA of Staurois parvus, 228 nucleotides long. The record is from the annotation of a GenBank genome assembly. Lineage: Eukaryota; Metazoa; Chordata; Amphibia; Anura; Ranidae.
CUUUGGGGAGCGGGGAGGGGCAGGUACCCGAAUUUGACAGGUAGCUGCUCCCACUUCCACUGCGAUCACAAGAUGUCCUCCCUCCCUCCCCGUAGUCUUCUGGGACAUGUGACAGGUUCCAGAAGACUACGGGGCCAUUCACAAAGCUCAGCACUUCUCGCACAUGCGCAUGUGGGCACCCAGCUGUGAUAGCUUGUGGCUUCACAGCCGGGUACCCACUGCGCAUGC